Molecule: messenger RNA, 2453 nt
Organism: Polyodon spathula (Mississippi paddlefish)
Lineage: Eukaryota; Metazoa; Chordata; Actinopteri; Acipenseriformes; Polyodontidae
Product: tripartite motif-containing protein 16-like
Exons: 6
Coding region: 5-1678 (557 amino acids)
Molecular function (GO): zinc ion binding; protein binding
Source: RefSeq, a predicted model, not a curated record
AAGAAUGGCUUCAAACUUGUGGUCAGAGGAUCGGUUCAGCUGUUCAGUGUGUCUGGAGCUAUUGAAGGACCCAGUCGCUAUUCCUUGUGGACACAGUUACUGUAUGGGGUGUAUUAAGAACUGCUGGGAUCAGACUGAUCAUACAGGUGUCUACAGCUGCCCCCAGUGCAGAGAGACCUUUACCCCAAGGCCUGUUCUGCGCAGAAACACCAUGCUGGCUGAAGUUGUGGAGGAAUUAAAGAAGACAGGACUCAAUCCUCCUCCUGCUCAAAGUUAUGCUGGACCUGGAGAUGUGCCGUGUGAUUUCUGCACUGGGAGAAAGUUUAAAGCUGUGAAAUCCUGUUUGACGUGCCUGGCCUCUUACUGUGAAACACACGUCAAGCCACACUAUGAGGGGGCUGCUUUCAAGAGGCACAAGCUGGUCAAUGCAACUGGAAAUCUGGAGCAGAAGCUUUGUGCUGAACACCAAAAGGUUUUGGAGGUCUUCUGUAGAACCGAUCAGAUGUGUAUUUGCUUGUUGUGUACACAAGAUAAACACAAGAGCCACGAUACAGUCUCAGCUGAGACAGAAAGGACUGGGAAACAGAAGCAGCUGGGAGAGACACAGACAGAAAUACAACAGAGAAUCCAGGAGAGACUGAAAGAAGUGAAGGAGCUCAAACAGGCUGUGGAGUCACUGAAAAGAUCUGCAUGCAUAGAAAUAAAGGAAAGUGAGAAGAUCUUUACUGAGCUGAUCCGAUCCAUUGAGAAGAUCCACACUGAGGUUAUUGAGCUGAUUGGAGCUAACGAGAAGGCUGCAGUGAAUCAGGCUGAAGGACGCAUGAAGAAACUGGAGCAGGAGAUUGCUGAGCUAAGGAGGAGAAACGCUGAGCUGAAACAGCUUUCAGAGACAGAGGAUCACAUCCAUUUUCUACAGAAUUUCCAGUCUCUCUGUGCCCCUCCUGAAGCUGGAGACUUACCCAGCGUUACUGUCAAUACAGACAUCUCUUUUGGGGCUGUGAGGAAAGCUGUAUCUGAACUUAAAGACCAUAUUGAAGACUUCUGCAAGGGGGAAUUAGUCAAAAUAAGCACAACAGUGAAUGAAGUUGCAGUUUACAGUCUGCAGGCUCCAGAGCCAAGGAACAGAGCUGAGUUUUUAAAAUAUUCCUGUCAGCUCACACUGGACCCCAACACAGCGCAUAGAAACCUCUGUCUGUCUGAAGGGAACAGAAAGGUGACACGGAGGAUAGAGACCCAGCGAUGUGCUGAUGAUCACCCAGAGAGAUUUGAUAGCUGGGAACAAGUGCUUUGCAGAGAGGGUUUGUCUGGGACUCGCUGUUACUGGGAGAUUGAGUGGAGUGGGGGAGGGGCUUCUAUAGGAGUCACAUAUAAAGGAAUCAGCAGGAAAGGACGGGAUCGUUCCUGUGCUCUUGGAUUCAAUGACAAGUCCUGGAGUUUGUUCUGCUCUGAUUUCAGUUACACUGCCUGGCACAAUAACAAUAAAACUGCAAUAACUGCCCCCCUCUCCCCCAGAGUAGGAGUGUAUCUGGACUUUAAUGCCGGCACUCUGUCCUUUUAUGGCGUCUCUGACACAAUGACCCUCCUGCACAGAUUCCAAACCACAUUCACUGAGCCGCUCUAUCCUGGGUUUGGGCUUUUGGGUUAUGGUUCCCCUGUAACAAUCUGCCAGCUGAACUAGACUGUCUUGUGUUGUAAGAAACCCUUUGUAUUGAACUCCCUGUCUGUCCUCUCCACUCCUCGGCUGAAGGGAAUGUUCAAUCUGACACCACUUUGGAUGAAAGUUAGGGGGUAAAACGGCGCCCCCUGCAGAGUGAAACAAGGUGAAUUAUUUGUUUUUACACUUGGGGCCGAGGCAGCCUCAUUUUUACUGUUUAAUCUGUCAGGGGAGUGUUUUUGUAAUUGCAAACACUCACAACUGGACAGCUGUUUCAGCAUCAAAUGCUCAACAUGUCCUGAGUAUUUAUUGAUUACAAACACACACACAGCACCAAGUGGCAGACUUAGUUGGCAUCUCUGCACAGUGCUAGAAUUCCCACAGCAAGUACUGAGAAGUAUCUCUUAAGCUGAUUGUAGCUCACUAAAUAAUCCCACAAUGUGUUCCUAUAUUGCACUUCCAUUGGCUACAUAGGUCUCAAAUGUGCAGGUUUGAAAAACACGAUGGGCAAGAUUCUCAGAAAACCAUGAUCUUGUUUCGAAUUGGAUUUUGUCUAUCAAAUGGAUAUUUAUAGAUAUUUAUAGUAUCUAGCUGAACUAUUUGGGAUUUAGGUGCAUCUGGCAAAUCUAUAAACCCUGGGGCUUCAUACAUACCUUUAUACAGGCAAGCAAUAGGUACAAGAUGCCUUUUCCUUGUGUUAUUAUUAUAAUUUUGUUUGUAAAGGAUCCCAUUCUGAAAUGGUUGGAUAAUUACCCUAACGAGCAUUUAAUUAGAUGCACCGGGUCUACUCGUCAGGCAA